Molecule: messenger RNA, 2032 nt
Organism: Micropterus dolomieu (smallmouth bass)
Lineage: Eukaryota; Metazoa; Chordata; Actinopteri; Centrarchiformes; Centrarchidae
Gene: tpbg1b
Product: trophoblast glycoprotein a
Exons: 2
Coding region: 248-1351 (367 amino acids)
Biological process (GO): negative regulation of canonical Wnt signaling pathway
Cellular component (GO): plasma membrane
Molecular function (GO): protein binding
Source: RefSeq, a predicted model, not a curated record
CCCGCUUUGCAACGGCUAAGGAUCAAACACCCUCUUCUGAUCAGCACGACCCCCGGUUUUGUUCUCAUGGAAAUCAGACCCUGCCUCCCGGCCACACUUUCUGCAGAGAUGCGAAGCUGAAUCGCAUUCCCAGCCGGGGCAGCAGAUGAUAAUGAUGUCUCGGAGCUGAUCGUUUCAGUAUCCGUUUUCUGUACGUUUCUUCUCCGUUGUUGCUCGCCACUCUCGGACUUCACACUUCCCUCCCAACAUGCUGGAUUUGGCACGGCGCAUUGUUUUCUGCGCGCUGCUCGGCUCCGUUUACGCGUCGUGCCCUCAGCGCUGCGAGUGCUCAGAGGCGGCUCACACCGUGAAGUGCGUCUCUAGAGAUCUGCGGAGUAUCCCGACUGGGAUCCCCGGAUACACCAGGAACCUGUUCAUAACUGGGAAUCAAAUCGGUCGUAUCGGUCCGGAGUGCUUUAAAGGACUGGAUAAUGUGACCAACCUGUCUCUGAGCAAUAACAGAAUUUCCGAGGUGGAAUCCCAUACCUUUGCCGGACUCCGCAGCCUUCGCUCUCUGGAUCUGAGCAACAACCAGCUGGCGGUCAUUCACCCCGAGGCCUUCACAGUGCAGAACCAGUCUCUGCGGGAACUCAACCUGAGCCGAGCCCUCUACAACCACUCGUCAGUGAUGGACUUGGCCACCUCUCUCCGCUGGAGCUCCCUGGGGACCCUGAAGGGACUGGACCUUUCUGACAACAGCCUGAUCUUUUUGCCCUCGCGGAUCUUCUCCCACCUAACCAGCCUGCGGCGGCUCCAUCUUUCCAACAACUCCCUGGUGGCCAUCCACAAUUCUACCUUCUCUGGUUUGGAGCACCUGGAGGAGCUUGACCUGACCCUCAACGCCCUCAAGACGGUCCCAGAGGAGGGCCUGCGAGAGCUGGACUCCCUGCCCAGCGCUUCUCUUCUGCUGGGGGAAAACCCGUUCACAUGCAAGUGUGGAAUCGAACCUUUUGCCCUGUGGCUCAACAGAUCACAGGGACGCAUUAGAGACGCUGAGGGCCUUGUGUGCUCCUUCCCAGCCAGCAUGAGAAACACAUCCCUGCUUGCUGUGGGCACGUUGACGCUGGGGUGCCACCAGAGGAAUGCAGGGGCUGACCUUGCUCUGCAGACCUCUUACGUCUUCUUGGGUAUAGUCCUUGGCUUCGUAGGCCUCAUCUUCCUUUUUGUACUUUAUCUCAACCGCAGGGGGAUCAAGAAGCGGGUCUAUGACAUGCGUGACGCCUGCAGGGAGGUGUGGGAGGGCUACCACUAUCGCUUCGAGAUCGACUCUGGUCCCAGGUUAUCACAGGUCUCCACGAGCGCUGACAUGUGAGAGGACAAUCACCCCUGGUGUAUUUUCUAAUGAAGCACACUCUUUUCUAAUGCAUUUAUCAGUAGCGAAAUGUAAAAACUGUACAGAUUUGUCUGUAAAUAUAUACAUAUAAUAGUGCUAAUAAUGCCUUGUUGAUGAAAGCAUGCACUGCCUAUCUUUCCUCAUUACACCACCAGUACACUCUUUUAAUACAGCGUAUCUUAGAUUCGUUGUGAACUUUGUUGAGUCAACUGAACAUGAAUGUUGUAUAGGGAGUUCAGUGAUUGGCAUUUCUUAUGUCCUUGCAUGCUCCACACAAAAACAGUGGGCUGAAGGAACCUUUUAGUUCCUUGAAAAGAGAUCUGGGGGACUUAAAAGUCCUUCUGGUCAAAAAGCGGCUAAAAGCAACAGCAAGUGCCUGAAGUCAGCUAUGUAUUGUUUUCAAAUCAAUAGAGUGAUCUGAACUGAACUCACCCUCUGCAUGGCACAUUUCAUUAAUGAUUCUGCAUCAGAUCUUGUCUUCAUGUUUAGCUUGUGAUAAAGCAACAGAAACUACAAAAACAAACCUCUGGGACUUUAAAGCACAACUGCAAAUUCAUCUUUGAACCAUUUCAAGCCCUUUGGUCUCUCUGUCCUUCAGCCCCAGGGUGCCAGAGAGGAAUUAAGCCUCCAAAGCUCUCCUAGAGUCACCACUCUGCUCCU